Molecule: messenger RNA, 2361 nt
Organism: Oikopleura dioica
Lineage: Eukaryota; Metazoa; Chordata; Appendicularia; Copelata; Oikopleuridae
Source: the annotation of a GenBank genome assembly
AUGUCUUUUUGCACCGAAUGUUUGGUUGCUCUGCGAAUCGCGAGCAUGCUCAACUCCGAAAACCGCGAUGGAAAGCAACACCCUUAUUCGGCAGAGGAUUUGGAUAGAAUCAUGACGGACAAGACGCGAAUUUUCAAGAAGGUGCGCGAAAAUUGGCAGAAAGAUCGUAAAAUGGUGUUAUGGGAUGAUCGACUAAGUAUUUGGAUGAGCACCAAGGGAACGGACCUCACCCGCGCCAGGAAGAUUUCUGUUGAAGACAUCGAAGAAGUCAGCUUAGGGACUCACAGCGAUAUAGUCUGGGAAAAGGCGAAGAAAAAGAUCGCCUUCCAAAGCGAUCAGGCCUUCACGAUCAGUUUCAAACUUGCGACUCGAAUGGCGCCGCUGUACUUGAUCGCCGAGGACAGCCAAACCGCGAGGGCUUGGGUCGAGGGACUCAGCCGCAUUCGAGAUCGAGUGUCGCGGAUGACCAGCCGCCAAAGACACACUUGGUGGCUCUGGGAAAAGUUCAAGGCUGCGGACAAGGAUGGAAACGGAACGCUGACCAAAUCUGAGGUCAAGAGCUUUUUCAACAGCAUCAACCUCAGCAUGAACCCAGCAAACUUCGAAAAACUCUUCAAAAAAUACGACGACAACAAAUCGAACAGUCUCUCUUGGGGCAACGUCAAGGAGCUCUACGAAGAGCUCUUGAUCCCGAACGAAGUCCGAAAUCUCUACUACCAGAUCGCCGGCGAAGACGAAACGCUCCAACUCUGCGAGUUCCGCGAGUUUUUGGAGAAAUACCAAUUCCACAAAAAUUUGACGGAUGAAAAACUCAAGGAAAUGGUCCGCGUUUUUGAACCGACAGCGACGGAGAGUAAUCUUGAAGAUCCAAACUUUGAAAUCGGCCUUUACGGAUUCGCCAUGUACAUUCGCUCGGCAAAAGUGAUCGACGAUUCUUCCUACGAAAAGAUGCAGGACAUGAGCCGACCGAUGACGGACUACUGGAUCGCUUCCAGCCACAACACGUACCUGUUGGACGACCAGCUGACAGGGCCGAGCAGCACAGAAGCGUACAAAAGUGCCCUGUUAAAAGGUUGCCGCUGCGUCGAACUUGACUGCUGGGACGGAGCUAAUGGAGAGCCGAUUAUUUACCACGGCUGGACCAGGACUUCCAAAAUCAGCUUCAAGGACGUGAUCACAACUGUCCGCCAAUACGCCUUCAAAAAAUCGGACUAUCCAGUCUGCCUCUCGCUCGAAAACCACUGCCACAUUCCCCAGCAGCAAAAGAUGGCCAAAUACAUGGUCGAAAUCCUCGGAGACCUUCUGCUUCGAGCUCCAGUUGACCCUGAUGAAGAUUGUCUUCCAUCUCCAGAAGCGAUGAAGGGAAAAAUCUGGAUCAAGGGAAAGAAAUUGAAGGAAGCAGCGGGAGAUUCGAAGAAGAACAAGGCGGAGAACGACGAUUUCGUCGUCGACGAUGAAGUUUCAGAAGAAGACGAAGGAGAGGGAUACGCACAGGGGAAGGAUCGAGACAGCCCAGUUGGGAAUGGAAGUAUUCCGGCAGCAGAAGAAGCUGGAAACCAAAAGAAACAGAAAAAGACCAAAAAGAUCAAGCUGCAUAAAGAUCUGUCCGACUUGGUGAUCUACACUCAAUCCCGUCAUUUAAAAGACUUCGACGAUGCGCAGCAAAACUCGGACUACCGCCACAUCAGUUCCAUCGACGACAAAGUCUGCUCUUCCUAUGCAAAGAACCAAUCAAAAAUAGACUCUUCAAAUUACAAUCCGAUCCCUGUCUGGGCUUACGGAUGCCAAAUCGUGGCGCUGAACUACCAAACUGCCUGUGAAGAAAUGCUGAUCAACCAAGCUCGCUUCAAACAAAACCAGGGCGCCGGCUAUGUCCUCAAACCCGAAUUUUUGCGAGAAGAUGCUCUCCGCAACAAUAAUUUUGACAUCAAUGAUACCUCAACUUUCCCCCGCUCCCAGCCCUUUUCAUACAAAAUCAAGAUCAUCUCAGGCUGCCAGUUGCCAAAGCCGAAGCAGUCCAACAAAGGAGAAGUGGUCGACCCUUACGUUAAAAUCCGCGUCGUUGGUCCUCCAGUCGACGAUAAUCCGAAGAACUCAAGGACGACCAAAUUCAUCGACAACAACGGCUUCAGUCCUUGUUGGAAUGAAGAAUUCACCUUGACGACUUGGUUCCCUGAACUGUCGAUGCUUGAAAUUCUGGUCUACGACAAAGACGUCGGAACAAAAGACGACAAACUGGCAAAUUCGUACCUUCCAAUGGACAGCAUCGUCCCCGGCUACCGACAAAUCCCGCUUUUCGACAAAGAAGGCGGCAGUCUCUACCCAGCCACUCUUUUCUUCCACAUUGAAAUAAGCGAGUAA